AUGCCGAACAAGGCUCCCAACCCGUUCCUCUUCGUCGGCCUCUCCCUCGCCUCCUUCGGCGCAUUCUACUUCCUCGCUCGCCACCGCGCAGCGACCUACCCCGCCUCCCAGCAGCCCCGCCAGCAGGACAACCCGCUCGUGCCCCCGCGCCACCACACCAAGUCUGACGGUGACGAGGCGUCUAAUUGA
Fomitopsis serialis is the source of this 189-nucleotide messenger RNA. RefSeq lists its product as uncharacterized. Lineage: Eukaryota; Fungi; Basidiomycota; Agaricomycetes; Polyporales; Fomitopsidaceae. The transcript has a single exon. Bases 1 to 189 code for a protein of 62 amino acids. The record is from RefSeq and is a predicted model, not a curated record.